This is a messenger RNA of Molossus molossus (Pallas's mastiff bat), 5654 nucleotides long. It is a transcript of the gene PDE3B, whose product is annotated as phosphodiesterase 3B. Gene Ontology annotation, biological process: signal transduction. The transcript is spliced from 16 exons. Bases 324 to 3695 code for a protein of 1123 amino acids. Gene Ontology annotation, cellular component: membrane. The record is from RefSeq and is a predicted model, not a curated record. Lineage: Eukaryota; Metazoa; Chordata; Mammalia; Chiroptera; Molossidae. Gene Ontology annotation, molecular function: 3',5'-cyclic-AMP phosphodiesterase activity; protein kinase B binding.
CGCCCAACGGACCAGGCUGAGGCCGUGAGUUAACUGUUGCAGCCCGCGGGAGUUGGGAGGCGACUCGGAGUCUCCAGUGCCCAGAGGUGCCUGAGGGAGAAGGAGAAGCCCCUUCCGCCCCUCUCCAAAGCCAGCAUGUCGCGGACCCCGCCGCUCCUCCGCCUGCGCGGCGGGGACCCCGGGCCGCGGCGGCGGGCGCAGCCCUAACGCGCUACGGAGCCGGGGGGCGCCCCGAGCGCGGGGGCAGGGGGCGAGGGAGUGCCAGCGGCCCCUGUGGUCCUAGUUGGGCGGGCUGAGCCCCGCGGCCACCCCCGUUCCCAGCCAUGAGGAGGGACGAGCGAGACGCCAAAGCCAUGCGGUACCCGCAGCCGCCGGACGGGGCCGGCUCGCCCCCCGAGAGUCUGAGGAACGGCUACGUGAAGAGCUGCGUGAGCCCCUUGCGGCAGGACCCUCCGCGCGGCUUCUUCUUCCACCUCUGCCGCUUCUGCAACGUGGAGCUGCUGCUGCCGCCGCCGCCGGCCUUCCCCCAGCAGCCGCGGCGCGGCUCCCCCUUCUCCGGGGCGCGCCUCGCGCUGGGCGCCCUGGCCGCCUUUGUCCUCGCCCUGCUGCUCGGCUCGGGACCCGAGAGCUGGGCUGCCGCGGCCGCCCGCCUGCGGACCCUGCUGAGCGUCUGCUCGCUCAGCCUCAGCCCCCUCUUCAGCAUCGCCUGUGCCUUCUUCUUCCUCACCUGCUUCCUGACCCGGGCCAAGCGGGGCCCCAGCCCGGCCCGGGGCGGCAGCGGCGGCUCCUGGUGGCUGUUGGCGCUGCCCGCCUGCUGUUACCUGGCGGACUUCUUGGCGUGUCAGUGGUGGUCUUGGCCUUGGGGGGACGGAGACGCAGGGGCCCGGGCCCUGCACACGCCCCGGGCGGCGGCGGGCAGGUUGAUCGUGGUGCUGAGCUGUGUGGGCUUGCUGACGCUCGCGCGCCGGGGGAGGCUCCAGCACAGCAUCCUGGUGCUGCUGCUCUCCAGCUUCGUCUGGUGGGUCUCCUUCACCAGUCUCGGCUCGCUGCCGUCAGCCCUGCGGCCCCUGCUGUCCUGCCUGGUCGGGGGCGCCGGCUGCCUGCUAGCCCUGGGGCUGGAGCACUUCUUUCAAAUCAGGGAAGCUUCCCAUCAUCCCCGGUUGUCCAGUACCGCGGAAGAAAAAGUGCCUGUGAUCAGACCCCGCAGGAGGUCCAGCUGCGUGUCGUUCGGAGAAACUUCGGCCAGUUACCAGGGCAGCUGCAAAAUGUUCAGGAGACCGUCGUUGCCUUGCAUUUCCCGAGAACAGAUGAUUCUUUGGGAUUGGGACUUAAAGCAAUGGUAUAAACCUCAUUAUCAGAAUUCUGGAGGUGGAAGUGGUGUGGAUCUUUCAGUGCUCAAUGAGGCUCGCAAUAUGGUGUCAGAUCUUCUGACUGACCCAACUCUUCCCCCACAAGUCAUUUCCUCUCUACGGAGCAUCAGUAGCUUGAUGGGUGCUUUCUCAGGUUCCUGCAGGCCAAAGAUUAACCCUCUCACACCAUUUCCUGGAUUUUACCCCUGCUCUGAAAUAGAGGACUCAGCUGAGAGAGGAGAUCGAAAACUUCACAAGGGACUAAACAGUAGUAGGAACAGUUUACCAACUCCACAGCUGAGGAGGAGCUCGGGAACUUCAAGUCUGCCUCCUAUUGAACCCUCUUCAAGGUGGGAACGCAACAAUGGCAAAAGGCUUCACCAGGAAUUUGGCAUUGCAAGUCAAGGAUGCUAUCUAAAUGGGCCUUUUAGUUCAAACCCACUGGCAAUCCCGAAGCAAAGGUCAUCUUCUGUAUCGCUAACUCACCAUAUAGGUCUAAGAAGAUCUGGUGUUUUACCGAGCCUGAGUCCUGUGAAUUCUCCUGGCCAUGGACUAGUUUCUCCUGGCUCUCUACCUAGUCGAUCGCCUGUAGAAUUUCCUGAUACUGCUGAUUUUCUUACAAAGCCAAGUGUUAUUUUACACAGAUCUCUGAGCAAUUCACCCACUUCACCAGAUUUUUAUCAGCAACUUAGAAAUUCUGAUAGCAAUUUAUGUAACAGCUGUGGACAUCAAAUACUGAAACAUGUUUCAACAUCUGAGUCAGAGUCUGGUACAGACCGCUGCAAUGGAAAAUCAGGUGAUGAAGACAAUACCAUUUUAUCAAAAGAAUCACUUAAGCUUACAGAAGCUCAAGACGACGUGGAAACAGAGAACAGAGACUGCAGAAAAUUAUUUUUGGAAGGUGGUAAUCACCUAGCAGAAGAGGCACAGAAUGAACAACAACUAAAAAUUGAACAAGAAGCAUCACUGGACCUGAAUUUAAUAGAAGAUUAUGACUCAUUAAUAGAAAAGAUGAGCAACUGGAAUUUUCAAAUUUUUGAACUUGCAGAAAAGAUGGGAGAGAAUUCAGGAAGGAUCCUUAGUCAGGUUAUGUAUACCUUAUUUCAAGACACUGGUUUAUUGGAAAUAUUUCAAAUCCCCACUCUACAGUUCAUGAACUAUUUUCAUGCAUUAGAAAAUGGCUAUCGAGAUAUUCCUUAUCACAAUCGUAUACACGCCACCGAUGUCUUACAUGCAGUUUGGUAUCUGACAACACGGCCAAUUCCUGGCUUACAGCAGAUCCACAGUGAUCAUGGAACAGGAAAUGAAACAGAGUCUGAUGGUAGAAUUAACCCUGGGCGAAUUGCUUACAUUUCUUCGAGGAGCUGCUCAAUCCCAGAUGAGAGCUAUGGUUGCCUGUCUUCAAACAUUCCUGCAUUGGAAUUGAUGGCUUUAUACGUGGCAGCUGCCAUGCAUGAUUAUGAUCACCCAGGGCGGACAAAUGCAUUUCUAGUGGCUACAAAUGCCCCUCAGGCAGUUUUGUACAACGACAGAUCUGUUCUGGAAAACCAUCAUGCCGCAUCAGCUUGGAAUCUCUAUCUUUCUAGCCCAGAAUACAACUUCCUUCCUAAUCUUGAUCAUGUGGAAUUCAAGCGCUUUCGUUUUUUAGUCAUCGAAGCAAUCCUUGCCACAGACCUUAAGAAGCAUUUUGAUUUUCUUGCUGAAUUCAAUGCCAAGGCCAAUGACGUAAAUAGUAAUGGUAUAGAAUGGAGUAAUGAAAACGAUCGCCUCUUAGUAUGCCAGGUGUGCAUCAAACUGGCAGAUAUAAACGGCCCAGCAAAAGUUCGGAACUUGCAUUUGAAAUGGACAGAAGGCAUUGUCAAUGAAUUUUAUGAGCAGGGAGAUGAAGAAGCAAAUCUUGGUUUGCCCAUCAGUCCCUUCAUGGAUCGUUCUUCUCCUCAACUAGCAAAGCUCCAAGAGUCUUUUAUCACCCACAUAGUGGGUCCCCUGUGUAACUCCUACGACGCUGCUGGUUUGCUCCCGGGCGAGUGGGUAGAAGCAGAAGAGGAUGAUGAUACUGAAAGCUGUUACGAUGAAGAUGGUGAAGAAUUAGAUACAGACGAUGACGACGUGGAAGACAAUCUAAAUCUUAAACCACAGAGACGGAAAGGCAGACGGCGAAUAUUUUGUCAGCUAAUGCACCACCUCACUGAAAACCACAAGAUAUGGAAGGAGAUCAUAGAGGAAGAAGAGAAAUGUAAAGCUGAUGGGAAUAAACUGCAGGUGGAGAACUCUGCCUUACCUCAAGCAGAUGAGAUUCAGGUCAUCGAAGAAGCAGAUGAAGAGGAAGAGAGACAGUUUGAAUAAAGCAAGAGACAUGUUGAAGAAGCCCCGAGGGCGGCGCCCAGUGUCGAAAAUCAAUGCCUCAUGUUCACUGUGCUCACCUUCAGCCGCCCGUCCCCACGUGGACAGGCCGUCAUACUGUGAGAGGAUCCCUGCGGGCGGGCAGCCUCCCGCCCUCACGCACUUUCACCACAGAACUAGAGAUGUAGUCGUAGAGCUUGGCUUCACUUGACUCGUGUCGCAGAAGUUGCAGAGCCCUUACUUAAUGCCUUCACUGGUGUAUGAACCCUUUGUCACAAUCCUGCUUGACUGGGUGCAAAGCACUAAUUUUCCAUGAGAGGUAGCUAUAACUAAACACUCAAGUGACUUACUGCAGUUUCCAGAGUGGCCAGAACUUUUUGCUUUCAUGAGAACCAGAUUCAGACUGCAUUUCCAAAUGUGUCAUUUAUAAAUGUCUUUGAAUGUUUGGGGGGUGAAAAAAGUCUAUGCCAAUUUAAAAAGGAAUCCAGUGUUACUUUCUGAGGGAUCUGUUCAAUGCAAUACACUGUUGAGUGCUGUUUUCCCAGCUAGAUUUAUCCACGAAGGACUGAGUGACCUUUGUUAUAUUUAACAAAAUCCAGGCGCAUCAAUUUCUGAUGCUUUUUACUGUUGUGUAUUAUUUACUAUGUGUGUUUUAUUUCUGCUCUUAGUGUUCAGAUUUGGCAUGGACAUCAGAAGUCUGAAUUCUAGCCUUUUUGACUUUAUAUUCCAUGGUCAAAUUUUAAAGCUGUUUAGGUUUAACAAUGAAAGAAUUUUAUUCUUUAGUCAAAACUGUUCUUAUUUUUACUCUUGCUCAGGAUUAGUAUUGUUAAACAUUCCAUUAGUAGAAUCACAGCACACGUUUUCAAAAGAAAAGAACUUUUUCCUAGUAUUGAUAUUAACCUUCGAUGAAAAGGAGCAUUAUUUUCUCUUUUAGAAAAAUGAGACUACUCAAAGCCACGGAAAAGAAGAUGUGUCUUUUGCCUUAAUGUAAAAACCAAAUGAAAGAUGAAGAACAAAAGUAAUAGUGUGAGCUCUGAAGGACACAUUCAUUGAAUAAAUAAUUGGAAUUUGUGCUUAUCUCUAGAUCUACUUUAGGUGUCGUGUUCAGUUAUUAUAAAACUGAUGCUCAUCUUUCUGUUGAUUUCCUUUUGCCUUGAGAUGACGCGACAGAAAUGAUCUAUGACUACUCAACACAUCUAGAGCCCAAUGCAACUCUCCUUUCUGAGAUGAAGUAAAUGGUGGGAGUACUUAACUUUUAUAUAAAACAUCUAAAUAUUUUAGUAAAUCAUUUCAUGCAAAAUCACAUUAUUAAGAGAACUGCAAAGAAAAUGGAACAUAUUUACAGUGUUCAUAAGUUUGUUGGUUUGUGUGAGGGUGUAGGUCUGUGCCCUGCUUGUGGAAAAACAUUUGGCGGUAUAAAGAGCAGCCAAAAUGAUAGCAAGGUGGUAGACUGAUAUUUCUUCUUAUUCAUGGAAACCAUAUUAUAUUUUGGAUAUAUGUUCAGCUUUUGUAAACAUUAAAGUAAUUUUCCAAGGUAAUUCCUUUAAAAAAUGAUGUCAGCAGGCACUUUCUUACCUACCUAGAAUAGACUAGUGGGCUUAUCUGAAAGAUACAGUUAAAAAUCUAUGGAAAUUUGGAUGUUUUGAUCCUGUAGAGUUUCAUAAUAUUUAAUGAAUCACUAAGCUUUAUCUAUUAGACAUGGUGAGUGCUGAGCUUUUUCCUGCCACUUUGCUACCAUCGUCACAUCAUCUGUAAACUGGUCCCACAUUACUGAGUAAUAACAUUUUAACUAAUUUAUUGAGUCUGUGCGUACAUAUAUAUAUAUAUAUAUAUAUUUUUUUUUUUUUGCAUUCUGCAUAUUCCUGCUAUUGCAAAGUACAUAUGUGUAUAAAUUCACACAUGUGCAUUUUUGCAUAAUGAGACAGUUACAUUUCCUUACUAUUAUUUUAUUAAAAUUUUGUA